Molecule: messenger RNA, 1211 nt
Organism: Cladocopium goreaui
Lineage: Eukaryota; Dinophyceae; Suessiales; Symbiodiniaceae
Source: the annotation of a GenBank genome assembly
AUAGGAUGUUGGAACCCCCCAUGGUUCCAAAUCGUCCUGCAAUGCCAUGGACCAGUGGCAUUAGUGGCACUGCGCUGGGAUAUUUGGUGCUGGUCAUUGGCUUCGGAGUGGUUCUGCACCCUGAGCUGAAGGCCUUCUACCGCCAUGGCCACGGGAGAAUGAAAAACACUGUGUCAGCCAUCGACACGAUCUUUGCGUGUCUCUUCUUGGGCCUUUUGCGUUUGGCCACUGGCAUUUCUGAUCGCCCCAUGUGGGAGAAGUUGCGAUGGGCUAUUCCACCCGGAGUCUUCGUGUUUCUGGUGAUCACCCUUUCCACCUGGGCGAACUUCCUCAGCUACCAGAGCUUCGCGCUCUCCGCCCCCAGCGAGCUGAUCUUCGUCUGGAUCUUCGCGCGGCUGCUGCAGCCGCAGGAGCGCCGGCGGCCGUGCUACCUGGACCUGCCGCCGGUUGUGGCCACCACGCUGGGCACUGUCCUGCUGAGCCUCUCUGAGAUCUCCGGAGACGGAGGCGGUCACGGCGUCGAGGCCUUGGGGGCGGCGUUGCUGUGCCGCGCAGCGUCGGCGCUGAUGAUGGUGUCCUUAAGGAGUUGCUGUGUGGUGUUGGAGGGUGUGUCCAAGAAGGACACGGUGAGUGUGGUUGAAAUCGCCUACUGGAAGAUGUUGGUAACCUCCUGCCUCUGCCUUCCAUAUGCUUUCCUCACUGAAGGCUUAAGUCCCUGGAGAUCCAUGGGCUCCACAGCCUUUUGGGCGGAUCAGAGCUCGGCCCUGCUGCUCUCCGGUAGUGUGCUGAUCACCAUGGGAUUCCAAUGGUCCACCGUGGGGCUGAACCGAUCCUUUCGCAGUCCCUUGUGUGCUUUGCUGGAAAGCACCUUGAAGCCCUUGACGGCUUGUGCCCUGGUUUUGGUCUUGGCAGACUCGCCGUACCAGAAGAUCUUGGGGCUGAAACAGCCGAAGAAUGCCACAGACAUCGUUGGCUUGUGCUGUCUGCUUCUGGGUUUACUUCUCAGCAUCUGGUCGUCUCGCAGGAGACAGAGCCAAGUUUUUCAGGAACAGAGUGUGGAGUUCCUGGACAGAGCCAGUUGAAAAUGUGGCCAGUUGAUAUGGCAAGAUGGGACUGGUGGCAGUGCUGUUCAGCAGUAUAUUGCCUUUCGGAAAGUGAGGAGUAAAACAGAUAUACUGCUUCGAUAGUAUGACUGAUCGUGUAUGCUGCGG